UUGGAAGCGGUAACGGGGACGAGAGAAACUUGUUUCCAAGCCGGUAGAUUGUGCUCGUAGCACCCUUUCCAGCACGGAAGUUCCACGUGUUUCUGAUGAAUAAGCUUCGGGGAGGCGGAAGCUGGAGGCGGGGACUCUAGGCUCCGAGCCCCAAUAGACAUCGUUCGCUUUAGGCUCCGCCCCAAUCAGAGAACACCCGCCUCGGGAACUCAGUCUCUGACGCCAAUUCGUUGAGACUCUGUCUAGGCCCCGCCUUCUCUCCUCUCCAAUUGGGUACUGCCCACUCCAGGCACUCUGGCCGCACCCCCAUCGUAGCAUGGCUUCUUCACCGCCGCUCCCCAAGAAGAACUCGGAGUACCGGGAGGCCCAGUACUGGGACGAGCGCUACCGGCACGCACUAGACACCGCCCCCUACGAGUGGUUCGGCAACUAUGAGGCCUUCCGGGACCUCUUGGAGCCCGAGCUGCAACCGGAGGACCGGAUCCUAGUGCUGGGCUGUGGGAACAGCGCCCUGAGCUACGAGCUCUUCUGUGGGGGCUUCCCCAACGUGCUCAGUGUGGAUUACUCUCCCGUGGUGGUGGCUGCUAUGCGGGAGCGCUACGCCCACGUGCCCGUGUUGCGCUGGGAAACGAUGGACGCCCGAGCUCUCCGUUUCCCCCCUGGCACCUUUGACGUGGUGCUGGAGAAGGGCACCCUGGAUGCUCUGCUGGCUGGGGAGCGAGACCCCUGGACCGUGUCCCCGGAGGGCAUUCAGACUGUGGACGAAGUCCUCAGUGAGAUGUUGGAGUACAAGCGGGCUACCCUUGGAGAUGAGGAGGCCCCGGAGCCUUCGCCAGAUGGCGUCGCCUCUCCAGAAGCUCUGGAGGUGGGCUUCCGAAAAAGGUCAGGCCAUCUGCUGAGCUCCCGGACACAGCUAGAACUGACCUUGAUGGGCAUCUCGCUGCUGCUGGGCGUCUUGCUCUUGGGUUGUUCCAUUUCCCUGGGGGUCCAGUACAGCCAAGCCACGGUCUCCUUAAAUAACACCUGCCUGACAGAAGCCUGCAUUCGAGUGGCCGGCAAGAUCCUCGAGUCCCUGGACCGGGAGGUGAGCCCCUGUGAGGACUUUUACCAAUUCUCCUGUGGGGGCUGGAUGCGGCGGAACCCACUGCCUGAUGGACGUUCCAGGUGGAAUACCUUCAACAGUCUCUGGGACCAGAAUCAGGCUGUGUUGAAACAUUUACUUGAGAACGAGACUUUCAACUCCAGCAGCGAGGCAGAGCGCAAGACCCAGCGCUAUUAUCUCUCCUGCCUGCGGGAGCAGCGGAUCGAAGAGCUGGGUGCCCAGCCCCUCCGGGACCUCAUUGACAAGAUCGGAGGUUGGAACAUCACAGGACCCUGGGCCCAGGACAACUUCAUGGACGUUUUAAAGACGGUGUCUGGGACCUACCGGGCCAGCCCCUUCUUCACGGUCUAUGUCAGCGCUGACGCCAAGAGCUCCAAUAGCAACGUGAUUCAGGUGGAUCAGUCGGGCCUCUUUCUGCCUUCCAGGGAUUACUACCUGAACCGAACGGCCAAUGAGAAAGUGCUGGCUGCCUACCUGGACUACAUGGUGGAACUGGGCACUCUGCUGGGCGGCGACCCCGACUCCACGAGGGAGCAGAUGCAGCAGGUGAUAGACCUGGAAAUGGAGCUGGCCAACAUCACGGUCCCCCAGGAUCAGCGUCGGGAUGAGGAAAAGAUCUACAACAAGAUGAGCAUCUCUGAGCUUCAGGCCCUGGCCCCUUCUGUGGAAUGGCUGGACUUCCUGUCUUUCGCCCUGUCCCCGCUGGAGCUGGGCGACGCAGAGCCCGUGGUGGUCUACGGGACCGACUAUCUGCAGCAGGUGUCGGAGCUCAUCAAUCGCACAGAGAGAAGCGUUCUGAACAAUUACUUGGUUUGGAACCUUGUCCAGAAGACCGCCUCCAGCCUGGACCGGCGCUUUGAGUCGGCGCAGGAGAAGCUGAUGGAGACUCUCUACGGCACGAAGAAGUCUUGCACUCCUCGGUGGCAGACCUGCAUCUCCAACACUGACGACGCUCUCGGCUUCGCCCUGGGAUCCCUUUUCGUGAAGGCCAUGUUUGACAGAGAGAGCAAAGAGAUCGCAGAAGGGAUGAUCAGCGAGAUAAGGGCAGCCUUUGAAGAAGCUCUGGGACACCUGGUUUGGAUGGAUGAAAAGACACGGCAGGCGGCCAAAGAGAAAGCGGAUGCCAUCUACGACAUGAUCGGCUUCCCUGAGUUUAUCUUGGACCCCAAAGAGUUGGAUGACGUCUAUGAUGGUUAUGAAGUUUCAGAAGAUUCCUUCUUCCAGAAUAUGUUGAAUUUGUACAACUUUUCUGCCAAAGUGAUGGCCGACCAGCUUCGCAAGCCCCCCAAUCGGGACCAAUGGAGCAUGACCCCACAGACAGUGAAUGCCUACUAUCUUCCAACCAAGAAUGAGAUUGUCUUCCCAGCUGGCAUUCUGCAGGCCCCCUUCUACGCCCGUAGCCACCCCAAGGCCUUGAACUUUGGAGGCAUCGGUGUGGUGAUGGGUCACGAACUGACACAUGCCUUUGACGACCAAGGACGGGAGUAUGACAAAGAGGGAAACCUCCGACCUUGGUGGCAGAACGAGUCCCUGGCUGCUUUUCAGAACCACACGGCUUGUAUGGAGGAGCAGUACGGACGGUACCAGGUCAAUGGUGAGCGGCUCAAUGGACGGCAGACGUUAGGCGAGAACAUUGCUGACAACGGGGGUCUCAAGGCCGCCUAUAAUGCUUACAAAGCGUGGUUGAGGAAGCAUGGGGAGGAGCAGCACCUCCCGGCUGUGGGAUUCACCAACCACCAGCUCUUCUUUGUGGGAUUUGCCCAGGUCUGGUGCUCGGUGCGGACCCCCGAGAGCUCACACGAGGGCCUGGUGACAGACCCCCACAGCCCCGCCCGCUUCCGAGUGCUGGGGACGCUCUCCAACUCCCGGGAUUUCCUUCGACACUUCGACUGCCCCGUCGGCUCUCCCAUGAAUCCCGGGCAACUCUGUGAGGUGUGGUAGGGCCAGGAGCGGGCAGUGCCCUCGGAAAGCUCCCCCACACCCCCCCCCUGCCAGUCCCUCUCCCCUUCCCAGGGGCCCUGGGCCUCUCUGCCAGGGAGCCAGACGCCAGGUGUCCCCUCCCCGGAGAUCAGGAAGCCGCGAAAGCCGAGUGAGACCCAACCCUCGCUUCCCUCUGCUGGCUGGGCCGUCUCUGGAGCCCCCAGUCCUGACCCAUUUUCCUCAACCACCACGAUGUGCCGCUGGUUGGAGGUGGCCGGGCCCCUCCGUCCUUCACUGUGACAGCCCCUCUUCCUGCGCAGGCUGGCCGGCCGUCCUGGGGUGGGAGCUUGCAAAGGCUUGGGGUUGAGGGGAUCUCUCUGACCAGGAUCCAAGUUCCUUCCCUCCUGCAUUAACCCACUGAAGGGCCCUGCCCGGAGGCCCGAGGGGUCAGCUGGCAGUGGGGCCCUGGCCCAGACCAGAGCUGCUCGGGAGCUACGACACUGUGAACUCUCUGAGGUUUGAAGGGACGCGGAAGAGUAGGCCCCGGGCCCUGCGGCAUCCCUGAAGAACUCAUUGCCCCUCCUCAGGACCCCCGACCUGGCGGGGUCUCCAUGGAGUCCCUGCCUCAGGUCCUUAGCUCCCACCCAGACUCCCCCUCUCCCCUGUCCCCAGCUUUGGGAGACGGCCCUCGUGCGGCGACUCCCAGACGCUGCCGUCCCCCUCCCCGGGCCAGCUUUGAGGCGGAGCCUUUGCAGGCCGCAUCCCGAUUCAAGCUGCAGAGGAAGGGACUGGGGGAACGGGGACAACCACAGUGUCUUACGGCCCCGGGCUUGGGGUGUCCUCCAGAAAUCGGGGGGAUGAAGCAGGAGGGGUGGGGGUGGGGCAGAGUUUAUUUUUACACGAACGCUGGGAGGGGAAGAAGGUGGUCCUCCAGUGACCCUGUGCCAAUAAACAGUUGUAACUCAGCCCCGCUUCCUUCUUUGUCGCUGCCUUCGGCCCAAGCUGCUCCGCUUCCCGGCAGCCUUUCCAACAAACGUUUACCAGCUCCUGCUGGAGACCAGGCCCUGCUCUGGGUAAGGCCCACGGGCUGGCACUGAAAGUCCUCCCCAUGACCCAGUCCUCCCACUGCAGAGGUGGUCCUGCCCCCAGAUGGGCCCCUUCCUCACUCCCCCAAAAAGCCCUUCUCUUCCCUCUGCACCUCUCCCUCUGUCCUGUAACCCCAAAUCCUGUGCUAGGAUUUCACCAUCCCCUCCACUCUCUCCUGGUCUCAUCCCCUCACUGGCUACACUCUCCUUCCUCCAUCAUCAACCCUUGGGCUACACCGUCCCCUAAUCCUAUCUCUGUAAAGCCUCUCAGGCCUUUUAAAAACUUCUCUUCAUAUCAGAUUGCUUGUCAGCCUUGGGGAGGGGAAAAGGGAGGGAGAACUCAGAAUCUUACAAAAGUAAGUGUUAAAAACUAUCUUUACCUGUAAUUAGAAAAAGAAAAUAAAAUACUAUUAGGGGCGGGGGAGGUAAAAUUCUUCUUUAACCUUUAGUUAACCUUGGGAUUAACGGGAUCUCUCUGCAACAGGAGCUAAGUUCCUUCCCUCCCACAGUAUCCCACUGAAGGGACCUUGCCCUGGAGGCCUGAGUCACCAGCUGGCAGUGGGCUACUGAUUUUCUGGCCCAGACCAGGAGCAUAGAAGAGUUUUGUGCUGACUGGCUCUCUCCCUCUUCUUCCUCUCUCAACUGAGAACCUUUUUCAGUAAAUCUUUCUUGAUGUAUUUUGGUGAGCUGUUUCUUUUCUUUUUUUUUUUUUUUUUUGUUAACUCCCAUAUUUUUCUCCAGCAUCCCUCCCCCUCCCAGGGAACCAUCCCAUGUAUAAAUAGUGCUUUAAAAAUUUAAAAUUUACUAGCAUAUUCUCUUUUCAAGGACACGUAAAGAUGGUUUUCAACUUUCAUUCUUGUAAAAUUUUGAGUUCCAAUUUUUUUUCCUCCCUGUCCCUUAUCUCCUCCCUCCCCAUGCUAGGAAGCAAUCUGAUAUAUGUUAUACAUGUAUAUUCAUUUUAAACAUGUUGUUUUUGUGAUUCCUUCUGGAAGAGGAUCAAAAUGAUAUCGCUACGGUAAGCCGAGUUGCGGCGUAUCUAACUGUGGUUGAUCAGACCAAACGAGCUCCGAAUGCUCUGCCACAGCUUGGAUGCAGAGAGCCCCUAUGAAUUUUUUUAGGGCUUCUCUAAUUUUGCGCAUCUCACCUUUCUUUUGGGCUAAUUAAAUUCUGCUUUCCUCAUAGAGCACAGUACCUUCUCUGACGAAGACAUACCAUGCUGAGCAGUCCUGUGCCAGUGGCUCUCAUGUCAUAUAAUCAAUUCUAAAGGGUUUUUGUUUUGUUUUGUUUUGUUUUGCUGAGGCAAUUGGGGUUCAGUGUCUUACCCAGGGUCACAAAGCCAGGAAGUGUUAAGUAUCUGAGGCCAGAUUUGAACUCAGGUCCUCCUGACUUCAGGGCCGGUGCUUGAUUCUAAAGUUCUUAAGAGAGAUGAUGUCCUUGUAUCACUUUUUCUGACCACCUUCUGAAUGUUUGCCCUGUGUGAGUUCUUCAAUUUAGCAAGUGUACAUUUGGCUUUCAAACAGUGUGACCAGUGGAGCUGUGCUCUCUGCAGUAGAGUUCGAAUGCUCAACAGCUUAUUCCAAGAAAGGAUCUCAGUAUCUUAUCCUACCAGGUGAUCUUCAGAAUCUUCCUGCAUGUAUAUUCAUUUUUUAACAUUAAAGCAUGGAGGAAAAGAAAAAUCAGAAUAUAAGUAGAAAAUUACACCAAAGGAAAAAAUGAAAAAAAAAAAAAAGGUGAAAAGAGUAUGCUUCCAUCCAUAUUCAGUCUCCAUAACUCGCUCUCUCUUGAUGUGGAUGGCAUUCUUCAGGCAAAGUUUAUUGGAGCUGCUUUGGAUCACAGAAUAGCUGAGAAGAGCUAAGUCUAUCAUAGCUGAUCAGCACAUAAUCUUGCUGUUGUUGUGUACGAUGAUCUUCUGGUUCUGCUCACUUCCCUCAGCAUCAGUUCCUGUGAGUCUCUCCAGGCCUUUCGGAAAUCAGCCUGCUGCUCAUUUCUUAUAGAACAACAGUAUUUCUUCACAUUCAUGGCUUACUCAGCCAUUCCCCAACUGUGAGCAUCUAACUCAUUUUCCAAUUCUUACAAAUAGCAUUUUUAAAGGAAAAAAAGAAAAAGAGGAGGAAAAAAAAUCGGCAAAACGUACAAUGUGCAACUCUUGUGAUAGGUUGGGGAUUCCUUUCAUGUUUCUUCAUUAUAUGCUUGUUCCUUAUAAUUUCGUUAUAUUCAC
Messenger RNA from Antechinus flavipes (yellow-footed antechinus), 6325 nucleotides. RefSeq names its product endothelin converting enzyme 2 (gene ECE2). Gene Ontology annotation, biological process: protein processing. The record is from RefSeq and is a predicted model, not a curated record. Gene Ontology annotation, molecular function: S-adenosylmethionine-dependent methyltransferase activity; metalloendopeptidase activity. The transcript has 20 exons. Gene Ontology annotation, cellular component: plasma membrane. Bases 317 to 3043 code for a protein of 908 amino acids. Lineage: Eukaryota; Metazoa; Chordata; Mammalia; Dasyuromorphia; Dasyuridae.